Messenger RNA from Triplophysa dalaica, 5560 nucleotides. Its product is annotated as sterile alpha motif domain-containing protein 9-like. The record is from RefSeq and is a predicted model, not a curated record. Bases 173 to 4606 code for a protein of 1477 amino acids. NCBI's taxonomy places the organism in Eukaryota, Metazoa, Chordata, Actinopteri, Cypriniformes, Nemacheilidae. Gene Ontology annotation, cellular component: cytoplasm. Gene Ontology annotation, molecular function: protein binding. The transcript is spliced from 3 exons.
UUCCUGGUAUAAGAAGACAAAUCUGAACUCAAAACAAUCUGAAGCAUUCACAGCAGAUUUAACCACAGCAAGGAAGCAUCAGCUAUUAUCAAUCCAGCGCAGAAUAAGGGUCACAAAGGCAGCUAAAGGAACGUACUCUCCUGUCAGAAAACUCACAGACAACACAUGAAUUAUGUCUCUUGCUGCGAAUAAUGAAGAUGAGCCGUCUGUUUCAUCUGAACUUCCAGCAGACGUCCAGAACUGGAAUAAAGACCACGUGAGAGAGUGGAUGCUCCAGAUAAAAGUAGACAAAGAAGAUGUUGAUAUUUUGUAUAAUGCAAAAAUCAAUGGAGCUGGUCUUCUCCUAUUGGAGAAAUCUGAUCUCACAGAACUUGACCUUUCAUGGAAUUCAAAAAAGCUGAUAAUUCCAAAUAGAGAUAAAUUGAAACAAAAUGUGUUGACUCCGUCUUGUAGCUUGAAGCCGUACCCUUUCAAAAGAUUUAAUGCUGCUCACAGAUACCAAGAAAACAGCAUUCUCGAUGCAACUGAAACGGGCAGAAAAGACUGUAUACAACCGUGCCAUGAAUUCAAAGCAUUCACCAACACAUCAGAAGAGAAUAAAAUGACAAAAUACAGAUAUGAAGUCAUUAGAUUUGGAGCAGCUUGUAUGAACAGCCACACAAAUGGCACCAUUCAUUUUGGAGUGGAAGAUGAUGGAAAAAUUCUGGGUGUCAGUGUCCAGAAAAAAGACAGUUUUACAACACAGCAGUCACAUGCAAUUGAGAAACAUUUUCAGGAACAGUUUGUUGAAAUAGCAAAAAGGUGUAUUAUGCCUCCUCGCUUUGUUGAAGUUCUCAAAGCUGACAUGACAUCCACAGGAAAAUAUGUCAUUGAGGUGGACAUAGAACCAUCCUUCAUAGUGUGUGAAAACCGUUAUUUUCACACACUUAACUUAGAAAAAAAUGAAACAAAUAUUCAAGAAACCACAAGUGCAGGAAACAAUCAUGACGGCAAGUCUUUUUUUAUAAGAAAAGACAACAGCAGCAAAAAUCUUCUUACACCUGAUUCCUCCAAGAUAUAUAAAAAGUAUAUUGCUGACAUGUCAAAGUUUUCCCAAUUAAGGAAGGAUGAAGAAGAAAAGCACCUAACUGAAGUCAAAAACAGCAUUCAGGGAUCAAAACUCUGUGAGAUGUUAACAGGAGGGACUCAAUCUUUGGACAAGUCACACUUCACAUGGUAUGUUGUGGUAGCUAACAAAUCCCAUCCUGAUCAGCUUGACAAUCUGAAUUUCCUCACUUACAUGGAUCUGAUGGCUGUUCUAGAUUUUGAUCCAGAAUCCACUGAGAAUGGAUUAAAUACACUAUUUAAAGACAGGAAAACAAACAGUCAUUUGUCAUCUGAAUAUAAGAUUACACAAGCAGUUGAAGACAUCAUAGACAAGUUAAAGCUGUACAGAAACACAAGCUGGGUUUUCUGCAAUGGAGGCUUUAAUGAUGAAGAUCCAUCAGAUUCUCAGAAGUGGUUGACUGAGAAAGGAUCUUCGGUUCGAGAUGUUGUUUCGUUCCUGUGCCGGAGAGAUGUGCUGCCCAACAAGAAAUUUCUCAUCGUGUUCUUGUUGUUAAAUCAAGUGACUGAUGGAAAUGACCCUAUGCUGGAGACCUUCAGUAUGUUUUUACAAGAGCUAAAGGGAACAAAUCAAAUCUUAUGUAUCUGUGACAAUGAAACGACAUACACCUACUGGAGGGAUCUGAUUAUGGGCCGUUAUUCAGUUGAUAUCUCAAAUAGAUGCAUUUCUGAGUUGAGUUUUACUGAGAUCAAUGGAACUGUGCUCAGUCUCUGGUCAGAGAAUCGUAAGUCAGACCGGUUUCUGCCCGGUGUUGGUGGCAGUAAGGUUGUGUUAUCAAAGAAAACUGAGGACACAUUAGAUCUGCUGAGUAUUCUCUGUGUAAACCAAUGUGAUGGAGGAAAUGAGGACAAACAACAACAUGAAGAAAGGUUUUACAGAGGAGGGAAGGUGUCAUGGUGGAACUUCUACUUCUGUGAACAGGCGGGAACGGUGCCAUUCAUCAAACGGGACAAGUUUGAGUACAUUAUUGAUGGCAUCAUUCCAGACCUGCUCAAAAGGAGGAGAUCUUGUGUGUUCUUCAACAUCUUUCAUCUUCCAGGGUGUGGUGGAACAACACUGGCCAUGCAUGUUCUCUGGACGCUCAAGAAUAAAUAUCGUUGUGCAGUACUGGAGGACAGAACAGAUGAUUUUACCGAAGUAGCCAAACAGGUAGUGGAGUUACUGACAUAUGAGGCAAAAGAGCAACAAAUCAGACUCCCCGUUUUGCUCAUGAUUGAUGAUUUGGAAGACAUCUGCGAUGUUAAAAAACUUCAGCUGCAAAUUGAGGAGGAAUGUAUAAAACAAAACAUUUUUUCCAAGUCUCCACAAGUCAUUCUUGUUAACUGCAUGAGAGCCGAGUCCCGUGAACAGGCUGAAGAAAAUGACGACUCGGUUUUCCUUGGAAACAAUUUAUCUGAUAAGGAACAGGAACAGUUCAAGGAAAAGCAGAAGGACUUUAAGAAAUCCAAAACAAACAUUGACACGUUUUAUGGAUUCAUGAUUCUAAAAUCAAAUUUUUCACUUGAGUACAUCCAGGGUGUUGUGAAAAAUACUCUGAAAGGCUUCAACUUUCAAAACAAACACGCACAAUUGUUUGCUGUUCUUGUCCUUCUGAAUGUCUACUGUAAGAAUGCAGUGCUGUCAGUCAGUGCAUGUGAAGAGUUUCUCCAUUUACAAACAACAGAAGACUGUCGAUCCUGCAGGGUUGAAGACAGAUUUGAGAAGUUUUCCACACUUUUGACCAGAUGCACAGGGUAUGCAGAGGGUGUGAGGGUGAUUCAUUCAAGUAUAGCUCAACACUCUUUAAUUGAACUUACAGCUUCUCAUGGAGUGACAAAGGCAGACAUCACUAACAUCCUGCUAACAACAGAUUUCUUUCACUACUUGUAUCUGGGCAAACAAAAGUCAAUGUAUGAUGUCCGCAGCAUGUUGGUGAAGAGGCAACAUUCAACCAAGGGCCGUUUUUCACCUCUCAUCCAAGAUAUAAUGAAGGAGACCCCAGGGAUGGAGGAGACCAUUUUACUCAAUGCUGCAAAGUUCUACAGAAAGGAUGCAAUAAUAUUCCAGCUGUUGGCCAGGUACUAUUACUUAAAAAAUGAAAAAGAUUUCCAAAUGGCUAAUAGUUGGGCAAAGAAGGCAAAAGACCUUUCAAAGGACAACUCAUACAUAUGUGACACAGUGGCACAGGUACUAAAGGGUGAGCUGAAGUAUCAAUUUCACCAAGACAGAGAUGAUCCCAUAAAGCCAGACAGUCUUGAGAUGUAUCUCACAAUGGCUGAAUCUGCAACAAAGGCCUGCAAGGAAACACAACGAAUUGCACAGAAAGAAGCCGUGAUUCGAUUGCAAAGACAAAAUGACCAUAACACCUACAACACAGCUGGGUGUCUCAACGAACUUCAAGUUGCAGUUAAAGUCAUAGAGAUACUGCAAAAGACCCCACCUUUUAACUCAGACCAUCAACUUCUUGGUGAAGUCCUGUCAGGACGAAUAAAGAUUGAGGAUUUGAUAACUAAACAACCUAAACUGAAGGAAUAUUCAGAUGUGUUGCGGAAGCACUUGCACUACCUUCUUGAGGUGAAAGGACAAAUGAAGCAGAAUUUUGAUUUUCUUGACAAAUAUUUUGUCAAUUUAGCACCCUUCCUGGCAGAGAACGACAAACUGAAGGAUCUGAUGCAUGACAGGGUGAACGAGUGUUUUCAACAAUAUAUCCGCCUUUUUGGUGAAAUGAACUGGACAGUGAUGGUCAAUGACAAUCACUUAGAUACCAGGAUAAAAAUUGAGAAGACGCGCCAAUGCUUGGAAAGGAACAAGGCUGAUUCCUAUACAAGACUUCUGGAACAUUUGUACAAAGAAGACUCUGGAUCAACUCUUGAAGAGAUCGUACAGCAGUAUUAUUUCCUUCUGCAGUCAGAAAAGGUACAAUAUGUUAAGGAUGCUGUCAACUUUAUCUACAGCAAUGUCAUUCUUGCCAACAUCAACCCAGAAUCUAAGUGCAUCAGAUCCUACCAGUACAUUCACCAGUUACUCUCUAUUCUAAUUGAACAACGCACAGCCUUAGGCGAGAGCCUACCAACAAACUACAUUGCACUUUCAUUGUUAUGGCAAGAUCAGGGUCACCCUGAAUUAACAACUUUUGUGUCACAAAUAAGGAAUAUGUACACAAAUGAGUGGAAGACUGUAGGUAAUGGAAGAAGGGCAGUCAUCCAUUUUUUCCUGGGGAAAGAGACAGGAUACAAAGGUUUGAUUUCUCAGAGGGAUGUUAACAGCUGGUUAAACCCAGGGCAAAACAUCUCCACUGAGUGGGACAAUGAGAAAACAUGGAAGCAAGUGAGAGACACGGGUAAACUUUACAGAGCUUCUGGUAAAAUACGCAACCACUGUAUUUUGGUUGCUGAUUCAAACAUUGUUGUUUAUCCAAUGUUCCAGUGCCAGUUACCCAAAGAAUUUGGCACCAGAGUGUCAUUUUUUAUUGGAUUCUCCAUGAAGGGACCAGUUGCACUUGAUAUUGACUUUGAGUCAUAAGGUCCUUUCCAAACGUGAAUUGAAUAAAAAUGCUUUAUUCAACUAUUCCCCGAUCUCCAAUUCAUCACAUAUGAAUGAAAUUCAAAGAUGUGAAAUUAGAGCUCAUAAACCUCUGUGAAGUUCUGUUGUUGCACUUCAUUAUCGUAGUGAACAUUAUUUGUACCAAACCUUUAUCAUAAAAAUGAACUGUUGUUAAUUUUCUUGUUUUACAUCCUUUUUAAGGUUUAUUUUUUGUUUUAAAGAUUCAUACAAGAGAACUGUAUUUUCAUAUUUGGUCUUUGUGAUAACUGAUAUAUUAAUGCAAAACACACAUUUAUGACAAACGAUUACGAUUUAUUGUUGAUUUGUACUUUGCACAAAUGGAGUGAAAAAACAAAUGUUUGAAAAGAAAGUGCUACACUUUAGAAUAGUUGAUGAAGUAUAUGUGAUCUUGAUAUUCAAUGUUUUCAAUUAUAUUUUCUAGUUAGUUUGGUGUUGUAUGCUGGGGUAGGGAUAAUGGUAAAGAUAUAUUUCCUCAUUUGUUUGAUUAAAUUGUUAAUAACUUGACUGAAUUAUUAACUUGAUCACUGCAAUCAACAUUAUUUGGGUAAAACUUACCCAAAUUAUGUCUCAACGGGGUUGCAUGUAAAUAUUCUGGUACAUAAAACUCCUUUUCAUUCUAAGUUAAUUUUCUGGAUAAUUUGCACCACAAUAGACAAAGUGUUUGGGUUUCUUGUGAAUUAUAUAAUUUGUUUUCUUAUUCACAGAACAUGCGAUUACAUUCCAUGCUUUUUUUACCGUGUUUAGCAAUAUUUCUGUAAGGAAUAGAUGUUUUGUUAAUUUUCUUUCAGGUCUUUAUUUACCUUAACACAUUGUAAAUAAAGUGGUUUUAUUGUUUUUGGUCAAAAGAUGCAACACACAUUGUUCAAUAAGUAAAUAACAUGUGAUUAAUCUAUAAACCUAAUUAUUAAAACA